Messenger RNA from Antechinus flavipes (yellow-footed antechinus), 6016 nucleotides. It is a transcript of the gene TBC1D1, whose product is annotated as TBC1 domain family member 1. The record is from RefSeq and is a predicted model, not a curated record. The coding region runs from base 344 to 4195 and encodes 1283 amino acids. NCBI's taxonomy places the organism in Eukaryota, Metazoa, Chordata, Mammalia, Dasyuromorphia, Dasyuridae. The transcript has 22 exons.
GUUGCUGCCGCCGCCGCCGCCGCCGCUCCUGCCCUGCUGCGGGGGAAUCGAUUGCUUCGUUGAGAGAGGCCGGCGGACCGGGAGGGGCCCGGCGUCCCCGGCGCACGGAGCCGGGAGCCUGCCCCGCAGCAUGGCCAGAAAGCCCGCCUCUCCUCCCUGCUCGCCGGGAGCUGGGACCGAGCCCCGCGCUGCGCCCGCUUCUGCCCCUGGGUCUGCGCCGCGCGGGGGGACGCAGCAGCAGAGUUCUGUGUCAGAAGUAAAAGAUUUGCUUUAAAAAGGAAAAAGAAAAAAGAUUACUUCAUCUGAAGUAAAAAUCCAGUGGGGACUCUUCUCAGUUUCCAAGAUGGAGCCCAUAACAUUUACAGCCAAGAAAUACGCAUUUCCCAGUGAGAUCUCGGUGGACUUCAGCCUCCAGCUGGUGGGCUCGUUGCCCGUCCAUUCUCUGACCACCAUGCCCAUGUUGCCCUGGGUAGUAGCAGAGGUCCGAAGAUUCAGUACGGAGCGCCCCAAAAAGGAGCCUGUGGCCAGUCAGGUCCGGCUCUGUGUCUCUCCUGCCUUCCUGAAGUGUGAGCCCGACCCAGGGAAGAGUCAGCAGUGGGACCCGCUGAUCUGUUCCAGCAUUUUUGAAUAUAAGCCCCAACAGGUCCACAAACUGAUUCAUAACAGCCAGGACCCAAGUUACUUUGCUUGUCUGAUUAAGGAAGAUGCGGCGAGUCAGCAGAGCAUCUGCUACGUUUUCAAGGCUGAUGAUCAAACCAAAGUGCCUGAGAUCAUUAGCUCCAUUAGACAAGCUGGGAAGAUUGCUCGCCAGGAAGAAUUUCACUCUCAAUCCGAAUUCGAUGACACUUUUGCCAAAAAGUUUGAAGUGCUGUUCUGUGGACGAGUGACGGUGGCCCACAAAAAGGCCCCUCCGGCACUCAUUGAUGAAUGUAUCGAGAAAUUUAACCAUGUCAGCUGCAGCAGAAAGGCAGAGCUGGACCUGCCAUCCCAGAACUCUGCAGCUCCAAAUACUCUCGGAGGGUUUUCCCUCACCGAUAAGUUCCGCUCUGUCUUCCAACCAGGGGGCAACGUGGAACAGGAGCGAAAACCCAUGAGGAAAUCUUUGUCUCAACCCGGACUGCGUUCUUUGGCUUUCAGGAAGGAAUUUCAGGAUGCGGGCCACAGAAGCAGUAGCUUUUUUGGUGGCUCUUUUGAGGAAAAUGACAUUCAGAGCCAUCUCAUAAGUGGGCACAAUAUCGUGCAACCUACGGACAUUGAAGAGAAUCGGACUAUGUUAUUCACGAUUGGCCAGUCAGAAGUUUACCUCAUCAGUCCUGACACCAAAAAAAUAGCAUUGGAGAAAAACUUUAAGGAGAUUUCCUUUUGCUCUCAGGGAAUUCGACACGUGGAUCACUUUGGAUUUAUCUGCAGAGAGUCUUCGGAAAACGGAGGUUUUCAUUUUGUUUGCUACGUUUUUCAGUGUACAAAUGAAGCCUUGGUCGAUGAGAUCAUGAUGACUCUGAAGCAGGCUUUCACUGUAGCCGCGGUGCAGCAGACGUCCCGGACGCCAGCACAGCAGUGUGAGGGCUGCCCCCUGCAGGGUCUGCAUAGGCUCUGCGAGAAGAUCGAAGGAAUGUCUUCUUCCAAAACUAAGCUGGAGCUCCAGAAGCACCUCACAACACUAAGUAAUCAAGAACAAGCAGCCAUUUUUGAGGAAGUUCAGAAAAUAAGACCAAGAAAUGAGCAAAAGGAGAAUGAACUGGUUAUUUCUUUCCUGAGGUGCUUAUAUGAAGAAAAGCAAAAAGACCACAUUCAUAUUGGGGAAGGAAAGCAGACAUCACAGAUUGCAGCGGAGACUGUCCGAAAUGAAUUGCCGAGUAGUGCCACUCGGUUUAGGCUUGACAUGCUGAAAAGUAAAGCAAAGAGGUCGUUGACUGAAUCCUUAGAAAGUAUAUUAUCCCGGGGCAGUAAAGCUAGAGGGUUGCCGGAGCCUUCUGGGAGUGUGGAUCUGGACAGCUCGGGGUCGAGUACAUUCAGCAACAUCAGUAAAGAGCUGUCUAUGGCUGAAAAAGAGACUCUUCCGCUCCCAGAAGGUUCCUUCCAGCAUCUGGGAUCCUCGGUCGACCUGUCCAGCGACUCCGAGAGCCCCUUGACCGAAGAGGCAGCCGAGCCGUCCCCCCGGCAGGACUUUCGCAGGCGGGCCAACACCCUGAGUCACUACCCUCUGGAGGCCCAGGUGUCCCCAGAGCCCCCUGAGGCGUCCCCGGGGGCUGCCCAGAGGAGACUUAUGAGGUACCACUCAGUGGGCACAGAGACUCCUCAUGAACCAAACUUGAACCCACCUGUUGACGAAUCUAAAAGCUGUUCAGGUCAGUCUUCGGCUCCUGCUGUCCCACCUCCUCGUCUUAAUCCCUCAGCCUCCUCACCCAAUUUUUUUAAAUGCCUAAAACAUAAUUCAAGUGGAGAACAGAGUGGGAAUGCUGUGCCAAAGAGCAUCUCCUAUCGCAAUGCCCUGCGGAAAAAACUUCAUUCUUCUUCCUCUGUGCCAAAUUUUCUCAAAUUUUUGGCUCCUGUAGAUGAAAAUAACACAUCUGACUUUAGGAACACAAAAAGGGACUACGAGUCCAAGACACAGCACCAUGACAAUAGCAGUGAGAGUCCCCUGAAGACCCGGCGGCACUCAUGGAGACAGCAGAUCUUCCUCCGGGUGGCGACGCCACAGAAAGGCUGCGAUUCUCCCAGCAGAUAUGAAGAUUAUUCAGAACUGGGAGAUCUUCCUCCUCGUUCCCCAUUGGAGCCAGUUUGUGAAGAUGGUCCCUUUGGUCCUGUCAUAGAGGAGAAGAAACGAACGUCUCGAGAACUCCGAGAGUUGUGGAAGAAGGCCAUUUUACAACAGAUUCUGCUGCUCAGGAUGGAGAAGGAAAACCAGAAAUUGCAAGCUUCUGAAAAUGAUUUACAAAAUAAACGCUUGAAGCUUGAUUAUGAGGAAAUCACUCCCUGUCUUAAAGAUGUAACUUCAGUAUGGGAAAAAAUGUUAAGUACACCAGGAAGGUCAAAGAUUAAAUUUGACAUGGAAAAAAUGCAUUCUGCUGUUGGACAAGGAGUGCCUCGUCAUCACCGUGGUGAAAUAUGGAAGUUCUUGGCCGAGCAGUAUCACCUGAAACACCAGUAUCCGAGCAGUAAACAGCAGCCAAAGGAUAUUCCAUAUAAAGAACUCUUAAAGCAACUCACUUCCCACCAGCAUGCAAUUCUCAUUGACCUAGGUCGGACAUUUCCAACACAUCCAUACUUUUCGGCACAGCUGGGAGCCGGGCAACUGUCGCUCUAUAAUAUUCUGAAGGCCUAUUCGCUACUAGACCAGGAGGUCGGCUAUUGCCAGGGUCUGAGCUUUGUAGCAGGUGUUCUGCUCCUUCAUAUGAGUGAAGAGGAUGCAUUUAAAAUGUUGAAGUUUUUAAUGUUUGACAUGGGGCUCCGGAAACAGUAUCGACCAGACAUGAUUAUUUUACAGAUCCAGAUGUACCAGCUCUCCAGGCUUCUCCACGAUUACCACAGAGAUCUCUACAAUCACCUGGAGGAGCAUGAGAUCUGCCCCAGCCUCUACGCCGCCCCCUGGUUCCUUACCAUGUUUGCAUCCCAGUUCCCGCUGGGAUUUGUAGCCAGAGUCUUUGAUAUGCUCUUUCUUCAGGGAUCAGAGGUCAUAUUUAAAGUGGCUUUAAGUCUUCUAGGAAGCCAUAAACCCUUGAUUCUGCAACACGAAAACUUAGAAAAUAUAGUAGAAUUUAUUAAAAAUACACUACCGAACCUGGGCUUGGUGCAAAUGGAAAAGACCAUAAAUCAGGUGUUUGAGAUGGACAUCUCCAGGCAGUUACAGGCCUAUGAAGUGGAAUACCACGUGCUUCAGGAUGAACUGAUCGAUUCAUCUCCACUCAGUGACAACCAAAGAAUGGACAAAUUGGAAAAGACCAACAGCAGCUUGCGAAAACAGAACCUUGACCUCUUGGAAGAACUACAGGUGGCAAACGGGAGGAUCCACAGCCUCGAAGCCACAAUUGAGAUUCUCCUGGCCAGCGAGGACAAACUGAAGCAGACGGCCUUGGCUUUGGAACUGGAAAGGGCUGCCCUUCUGCAGACGGUGGAGAAGCUGCAGAAAAAGGCGGCCGAGCUGGGCAAUGGCGAUCCCGGGCUAGCCGAGCCAGAGCUCCCACAAGACAACUAACGGCCGGCUGCCCUUAGGGACUGGACGAACUCCCCCCACGGGAAGGGAUAAGGGAAGGCCACCCGGGCACCGGCCCCGGGAGGACUCGGGCACCGUCUGCACGACUGGCCCGGCCGAAGCCGAGGGAGGCAGACGGAGGAGCGGGAUGUGACUAAGGAGAAAGUGCUUCUCAGGGAGGAAACUCUUGCUUUUGUUAUCAUGGGAAGUCUUCUGACCUAAAACAAAUGCAAUUAAAAAGUUGGGCGGAGGGAGAGAUCUUCAAUUACUUUUUUUUUCUUCUUAGUCCCUAAAUCUAUCCCCCUCCGUGCCGGUUACUAUACUAUAUUUAGAUAGCCCUUUGAUAUGAAUAAAUGCACUUUUAUGUUAUGCUGUAUUCCUGCUUUGUACUUCAGUACCUCAUGCAGAAGAAGAUGCAAAAUACUGAGGUUUUUCCAAAGCAUGAUGGGAUGGAGGGGCCUCCUUUGGCAGGGACCGGGUGGGGCAGCUCCUAAAAAGUCUUUUCUCCGGUCAUUCCCUUGGCCAUUACUCCUGGCCUUCUCCUGGUCCCGAGCACAGCUGGGGCACUCUUCCUCCUGUUAUAAAUGACAGAACCACCGGAGGUGGCCGAGGUCAUUUGUGAAACUCCAGAAUCUUAGGCUUAAUUGUUAACCUUUUGUGUUUUGGGGGAGGGGUUGCCUAUUUUAUUAUUUUUUUUUAUAAACAUUUUGUUAAAGGGUUUUCAUCAUUGUUAUUGACUGUUAAUCCCCUAUCCCUUUAGUACUUCUGACCAAGGUAGAUGAUGAAUGUUUCAUGGAAACGAUAUAAUUUUAGACUCUGCCAAAUAUUUCUGACUUUGCCAAAUGUCUGUGACAUUUACAGCUUUAUAGUGAGUUUAUAUCCAUAUUGUAAAGUGUCAUUUAUUUAUUUAUGCGUGACUGCGUCAUGUGGUACAGCUUCACGCCUAUCUUGUGUCCAUCCCAUUCCUUGGAAGACAGUAUUUUCAGACACAAUAGGGAAUUUAUUGCCUUUUAAAUGGGUCACAAUUAAAAUAAUUUAACAGCCCCUUAAGAUUUACAAAGCACUUUCCCAUAUAAUUGUCCCGUUAGGUAGAUGACAUGAAUUUGUUUCCAUUUUAAAGAUUUUCCCAUUGUUACAGAACUAGUGAUCUUCGGAUGGGGACUUGAACUGAAUACUCCCGACUACGAGUAUGGUAUAACUUGCCACCAUAUUUUCUGACUCCACUCCCUGCCCUUCUCCUCCUCCAGCUUCCCUCGUAAAAUGAAAUUUAAAGGAGGAUCGCCUUCCUUAAAAUACACCUUUCAACUUCAUCUUUUUGUUGCAAUGGACUCCUUCAUGUUGCAAAUAUAAUUCUCAGGAUAAAAAUAUACUUUGUGCAAAAAUAAUUGCCCAGAAAACAUGAUUAUUUUAACGUCAUGUAGGAUCUUCCAACGACUCAUCUUAAAAAAAAAAUUGACUAUAAGCGCUGAGUUUAGGGAAGGAGAGGAAGUUUAAAUCAAUUCCCUUUUUUGUUUGAAUUUAAUCACUUCCGGUCCUUUCAUUUUGAAAGCACACCACAUCCCUCUUAUGCCAGAGAGACGUCCUCCUGCCUCUCACUGGGUCAGGAACCUGUAGAGAAGAAAACCCUGAGUGCAGACAUUGCAUCGGGGCCAUUCCAUCCUCCCAAGAAAACUCCCAGGGGUCUUUCCCAUUGAGAGCUUCUUUGCCCUCCAUUCACAUUACACUCUGAAUGUAAAAUCGAGUCAUUUUGGUCCCCCACUGCUCUACUAAAAGGUUGGUUCUAGGUUAUGGAAGCAAUAAAGCAGUGACCCGUCCUUACCGGUA